GGAAAAGUUUUGAAGGGUUAUAGAUUCCUCCACCCACUCACCCACUGAAACAAUGAUGGGACAUUAGAAGAGAGAAAAGCAGAGAGAAACCAAGAACUCGUCUGGUGAUUCGUUCUGGCAAUUUUUCCCAAAACUCCAAAACCCCCCUUUUAUGGAACUAGAUUUCCAACUUCACAAAAAUUUCAAUCUUCUAUAGCUUUAUCUGUAUCGCACUCUUAUUCUCUGCCCCCAAUAAGAAUUUCAUUCAAAAUUCUCUCAGGUGAUCAAGAGAAUCAGAGCUUGCUCAUCCAUAUAACAGAUCAUCUGAACAGAAGAGGGAGGGUACUGGUUUGCGGAGGCAAUUGUACUUCUGCGAGCUUAGAAUCCUCUCUCCUUUAUUUAUUAAUGGAAGGAUAGUCAUUAGUCUUGUUUAGUGCUGUUGGGGACUCUUUUACAUGUAGCAGCAUCAAUGUUUUGAUGAUCUUUGAGUUGAGUAGUGAAAAUUUUUUAAAUUGAAAGAGAGAAGGAUAUUGAAGCUGAAACAAUGGGAUCAGUUUGUUGCUGUUUUAAUGUUGAUGAUUUUGAAGAUUAUGUGAAUCCAAAUAGUCCUGUAUAUAGGAACUGUAUGUGUCUCAGUUGCUUCCUACAGAACGUUUUGACUGUGUAUGCAUCAAUAUUCCGUAGAGGGGAAGCGCAUGCGAUUCCUUCAUCUUUACAGGGCACAGCAUCUAUGACUUCUACAGCUUCACUUGAUAAUUCUCUAUCUGACAUGUACCGCUCUCCUCCAAGGCCCUUGCCUUAUGAUUCAGACCCCAGGUUUUUCCGUUCACAGCGAGAUGGAUUAGUGUCAAGACGUGAGAAGGGUUCAAGUCAUUUGAAUGAAGAGUCAGAACCUCUAAGAGGUGAUGUAGAUACUGACUCAGAAUCUUUAAGUUUGGGUGGUAAAUGGAACGAUACCAGUGAAGAUGGAUCAAAGGAAUAUCGGAAGUCCUCUGUGAGACUUUCAUCAGCAAAACUUACGACUGGAGCUGGGGUUGUCUAUUCAUCGUCGGAAGUGGAGGAUGUCUGUCCAACUUGCCUUGAAGAAUACACUGAAGAGAAUCCAAAGAUAUUGACAAAAUGCUCUCAUCAUUUUCACCUUGGUUGCAUUUAUGAGUGGAUGGAAAGAAGUGACAAUUGUCCUGUUUGUGGGAAGGAGAUGGUAUUCGAUGAAACGACUUAAUCUUGACUAAAAAGGUUUAUGUCGUGGAUAAUACCAACAUCAGAGGAAAGGAAAAAUACAAGCAUAGACAUUGUGAAUACUUCAGAUUAAGUGCUUAUCGUGUAUAGUUAGUAAAUAACUUUUAUUAACCAUCAAUGUAAGUUCAAUCUCAUCCAAGUUGUUUCUAUAUUUAUACUUUGGCCCUCGCCAAAACUGCGAAGAUUAAAAGAAAAUUUCAUUUUAGGUGGGAACUUUGUAAUGGUUUCAACAGUUUGCCUUGUAAUAGAAUGAUUACCUCUCUGUUUUUU
This is a messenger RNA of Vigna umbellata (rice bean), 1488 nucleotides long. Its product is annotated as E3 ubiquitin-protein ligase At3g02290-like. NCBI's taxonomy places the organism in Eukaryota, Viridiplantae, Streptophyta, Magnoliopsida, Fabales, Fabaceae. Gene Ontology annotation, molecular function: ubiquitin-protein transferase activity; zinc ion binding. The record is from RefSeq and is a predicted model, not a curated record.